UAGUCGGGAUCACAACCGAAGAUGGCGGACAGCGAGAACUCGGUAGAAAUGGAGGGACUUUUCCAGCCCCCAAACGAGCUUCAGAAAGAUGCUCACGUCAAGAGCUUUGAUCAGUAUAAAGAAAUGUACAAGAAGUCUGUGGAAGAGCCAGAAGAAUUUUGGAAGGAGAUUGCAAAAGAAUUUUAUUGGAAGUCGCCCCCCACUGGCCGAUUUCUUGACUACAACUUCGACUACACACAAGGACCGAUAUCCAUCAAAUGGAUGGAAGGAGCGAAAACUAACAUCUGCUACAACAUGCUUGACAGAAACAUUGAGCGUGGUUUGGGAGACAAGAUUGCAUUUUACUGGGAAGGGAAUGACCCGACUGACUGUGGCAAAAUAACCUACAAGGAGCUACUGCAGAAAGUAUGCAAGUUCGCCAACGUUCUCAAGGCUCAGGGAGUAAAGAAAGGGGAUCGUGUAGCGAUCUACAUGCCGAUGAUCAUCGAGCUGACUAUAGCCAUGUUGGCCUGUGCCAGGAUAGGAGCCAUUCAUUCCAUAGUGUUUGCAGGAUACUCUGACCUUGCCGUCACACAGCGCCUCUACAGCUCCAACGCUAAUAUUAUCGUCCUUGCAGAUGGUGUGUGGCGCGGCACCAAGCUUCUGAAUCUCAAACAAAUUGUGGAUGAAGCCAUUAGGUUGUGUGGUGAGAGAAGCCACAAAGUGUCCAAGUGUAUCGUAGUGCGGCAUCUGUCGCCGUCAGACGAGGAGGUGAUAGAUGGAGAUGGGGACGGCCAUGAUGAACCCCCGGCCAAGAGGCCUUAUCGGAAGCUCAAGAUCAACUGGCACAGCGACCGUGAUGUGUGGUGGCAUGAGUUGAUGAAGGACAGUAGUGAUACCUUAGAACCAGAAUGGAUGGAUGCAGAGGACCCCCUUUUCAUGCUGUAUACAAGUGGUUCUACAGGCAAACCUAAAGGAGUGCUUCACACUGUUGGAGGCUACAUGUUGUUCACGGCAACAACGUUCAAGUACGUGUUUGACUACCAGCCUGACGAUGUGUACUGGUGUACUGCGGAUGUUGGCUGGAUCACUGGACACUCGUAUGUCUGCUAUGGACCACUGGGAAAUGGAGCCACCAGCAUCAUAUUUGAGGGAACACCGAUGUACCCCGACGCCGGACGACUGUGGGAUGUCGUAGACAAGUACAAGGUGACCAAGUUCUACACUGCCCCCACAGCCAUCAGGUCACUCAUGAAGUUCGGGGACAGCUUUGUCACAAAAUACUCCCGGAAGUCCCUGAAGAUCUUGGGGACUGUAGGAGAACCCAUCAACCCCGAGGCCUGGCUGUGGUAUCACAAGGUGGUGGGCAACAGCCGCUGUGCAAUAGUAGACACCUUCUGGCAGACUGAGACGGGAGGUCAUGUGAUCACCCCACUUCCUGGUGCCACGACCACUAAACCAGGAUCAGCUACAUUCCCUUUCUUCGGUGUAGUUCCAGCCAUUGUGAGUGACGAGGGAAAGGAACUCACAGGCGCCGCUGAAGGAUAUUUGGUCUUCAAGCAGCCAUGGCCCAGCAUCAUGAGAACUGUGUACGGAGACCAAGAGAGGUUUGAGACCACCUACUUCAAGAAGUUUCCCGGGUACUACUGCACUGGAGAUGGUGCACGCAGAGAUGAGGAUGGAUACAUCUGGAUCACAGGACGUAUUGAUGACAUGGUGAAUGUGUCGGGGCACCUGUUGAGCACAGCGGAGGUAGAAUCGGCCCUCAUUGAGCACAAGGCUGUGACUGAGGCAGCUUCUGUCUCACACCCACACAAGAUCAAGGGAGAGUGCAUUUAUUGCUUCGUCACACUCAAGCAGGGAUUUGAAUUCACCUCUGAUCUUACAACUGAACUGAAGAAUAUUGUUCGUGCAAAGAUCGGACCAUUUGCUCAACCUGACUUCAUCCAAAAUGCUCCAGCUUUGCCCAAAACUCGAUCAGGGAAAAUCAUGAGGCGUAUCUUGCGGAAAACUGCAGUCGGUGACCGCCAGCUUGGUGACACAUCGACACUGGCCGAUGAAAGCGUCAUCGAUGCGUUGUUCCAGAACCGACCAAACGAUGCAUAAACUUAUUACCUCCAUUGUAAAUAUAUCUGAAGUCAAGAUGCAGUUGUUACAACAGCUAGGGUCUGUUUUAGCUCAAUUAUUAUCAACAAUAACUGGGAUAAGAUGAGGAAGAUUGUGUGGGAUAUCACUGUUAGGCAGCUUGUUACAUUCAGGUGAUGUGUAUCAGGAGUCGUUGGCACUUUGGUUGUGCAUCAUGGUUUCUCUAUUUCUUCUUUGACAGAACGUUGUUUUUAGGGUUCUUAUAUAUUUUAGUGUAACAGUUAGUUAGUGUGCAUUUCGGGAAACAGUUUAUGGUUGCUCUUUUGGGUUGUCGGUUUUAGUGUGGAUCAGAUUUUAACUUUCAACUGUCUCUUGUACGGGCUGAACAAAUGUGGACUUCAUUGCAAGACGCCUUCGAUGAGGUAUGCAGUGAAAUUAAGAUGGAAAGUCAAGGGGCCCUUCUUAAGACUCUUGAUGUUAAAUGCUACACAUUUAGGAGUCUGGAUUCAAGUACUAUAGAGCAAGCAUCAAGGGUCCAUGGCCCCCAUAUUUCGAACCAUGGGUAAUUUUAACAGUAUGUAUGUGAUAGCUUUGAUGAAGUAAUGCAAAGUAUGUGAUAGCUUUGAUGAAAUUACAACCUUGGCAAAAUAACAGUAACGUUUUAUGAUAGCCUUGAUGAAGUAAAUGUAACAGUUUGCGAUCUCAGUGUACAACUCUUUCACAAUCUUUCAAAUUGAUAGGAAGUACUGAUGAAUAAUGAUGUUUGAGAAGAAUCCUACAAUGAACUAAACAGAGAACCUGCAACAUCACUUCAUUAUGGGGGCACAGUUGUCUGAGAUGCCACAACUUGCUGUGCAGAGUUACAUGCGUUGAGCAUGCCUGAAAUCUAUUAUCAUGGGUUGGAAUCUCUGAUGCCCUGUUUCUAGGCUUGUCAGCACCGUACCUGUGCUCAAGGCUUUCACCAAAGUGGUGAACAUCUUCAAUCUGAAUCACUUCGGGCCUUCCUUCAAUGUGAAGCUGACACGCCAUAAUACAAAUGCAAUACUGUUUUAAGUACAUUAUUGCAUAAUUACAAAACUCUUUGUAACAGAAUUAGCCAUAUGUAUCAACAAGAACAUCACUUGGGCACAGUUAGCUCAUCUUGGUAUCCAGGUCAUUGAUGCUUGCUCAAGCCUUCUUGGCUUACUGACAGCAACACUGUUAUGCUUAAUCACUGGCUGAAUGGUAUUACCGUGAACCCUUGAAUAAAUGUUUACAGUAUGGUCUAUUGGCCUACAAUGAUAUAAGGGUGCCCCAAUUCACUGUGCACAGUUGCGCCCCUUAUUGGUUGCUGGAUCAGCAGAUCGUAUUUGUUCUGAUAUUGCGCAUUGAUUUGUCAGCACCAUUCAUGGGCUUUCCUUCCACAUUGAACAUACAUGCCUUGAUAUUACCGAAAUAUUGUUCAAAGCAGUACUUUGUACUGUAAGGCCAUUUUUAUUAUUUGUUGAACCAUGGAUCUACUGACCCUGUCUUCUUCAAUACUGGAUAUAUUUUUCUCCCAAAUUUACACUUACAUGUAUUUUUUUCGCUGAGAAGGACAUUACUAUGUUUAAAAACAAAUCUUCGAUGAAACUUAUGAUGCUCAAUUUGACAUUAAUAUUUUGCAAUUCAGUUUAUGAGUUGGAGCGAAAUUCCUUGCAUAAUAAAUCUUAGAGUUAUGUCCCUUGUCCUUGAUACACAGACUUUGUCUUCCUUGAAAAAAUGACAAAAAAAACAAAGCUUCCAGUGGACAAUGGCACUAAAGAUUGUAAGUUUGUGGAAAAAAUUUAUAUCUGUGAUCCAACAAAUUAAAAAUAUACUGGCCUAAGUGAGAAAUGGUUCUUUGUCUCGUCAGAAUACCAUAAAAAUAUUCUGUCAACAAAUUAAACCUGAGUUGAGAGUAUUAACCUGUCAUCACGAUCUUUAAGAUGAUCAAUUUGUGACAUUUGCCAUCCAUUUUGUCUCACUGUUACAAUGGUAGUAGCAGUAAACUUAUGUUUUUGUGUUUAUACUCAUAUGCCCCUUCAAGAAAUACUAUGUCUAAUUUCUAGUUUUGCUGACUUUUUUGUUGUCCUUUUGUGACAAUUAGCAACUAACAUUGAUAUUUGUUAUAUUACCGUCAAUGUGCCAUUCCUUACUCUCACACAGCAACGUGUGCCAUAUUACACAAGUACUCACAAUUUUGUCACUUAUUAUUUGCCUAUACAUAUCCUUUGUUUCUUGAAUUUUAUAUCAUUUAUUUGUUGUUUUUGUUGGGGAAACUACUAAAACCUAAAUAUUUGUUUAUUUUGCAUUUAUAAGCAAAACCACAAAAUUAAGUUAUGAUCUAUUUAUUUGUAGAAUCUAAUGAGCAUUGAUAAACAUAUAUAUGGGCUGAACAUUAUUUAAUGAAAGAAAUUAUCUUCCUGAGGCAAGUUUUUAAAGUCCAUUAACUCCCUUGCCUUAUUAAGAUGGAAAUGAAAUAAUUACUAGAAUUAUGUAGACCUGUUUUUUUAUUUUAUCAGUAAUUGAUUUAUUUUAUGUGUUUUUAACUUAAGUCUUGUUUGUUAGGGGCUUGAUAAUACAUGAAGGCUGCAGAACAUGUUACCAGGAACGAGAAAUAAUUACAUUACAUGAGGUGCAAUAUGAAAUGUAGCUACAAUGGAAGCUGAAGCAAUAUUAGUGAUGUGAUAUGAACUGUAUCAGUGUUUUAUGUGUUAUUUGGGUAACACAUUACACCUCCUCGUGAAUCGCUUCUUAUUUCAUUACACACUCAGAUUCAGCUGUUUGUUUCGUGGCGGUUGGUAAGGUAUUUCUACAUUUUUGCAGAGCUUACUAACUUUUUGAAAACUGACACAGAAUUAUGUCAUGAAUUGAUACAUGGCUGGUAUAAUUAUAAGAAAUGUUUCACAAGCAUGAAGUAUUCAUCAUUGUAAGUAAUGUAUCACAAUAUUAGCAUUGUGAUAUGAAAGGUAUCUCAAUAUUAGCAUUGUGAUAUGAAAGGUAUCUCAAUAUUAGCAUUGUGAUAUGAAAUGUUAUACAAUACAAGUUCUGUACUGUGAAGUGUGUCACAGUGUUUACGCCAUGGUUGUAUUAUCACCCCUGUUAGCGGGCUAUGUUCAUCAUUUCCUCAACCUUUUUAGUCUUAUUUACAAAAUAACCUGGUUUGCCUGAUCCAAGUGUGUAAGUUGCAUUGGAGAUAUUGCAAAGUAUUAUUUUCUUUUCCAGUAUUCUUUAUUUGUAUUGGCUAUAAAUCUCUCUCGUUAUGUUUCAUUCGGCCGGAACUAUCCCAGCUCAAACUCUCGGCUUAAGAAAACUUAACCUCCAUUGUCUCCAUAUUAUCAAAUAUGAAGAUACAAUAGAAACUAAUGAUAACUUUUAAAAGCUAUAAAUUUAAGCAUUUUAGUUCAGUCAUGGUGCAUUUCCUGUUCUAUCAUUCCAUUUAACAUAACUCUGAAUACCAUGUGUAAUAGUGUGUGGUUUGUAUUCAGAGCCCUGUCAUCCAAGCAUGAAAGGAGAUACUGCAUUGUGACCUAACAUUGGUAUUGGUAGACGGUGGCUACUGUGUGCUUGGUAUAGCUAAUAUAUGAUGAUAAUGAGUUUCAUCUGUGUGCAAGACAAAGGUAAAUGUAAGGGGAAAAUAUCCUGUAAUUUCUUCUUCCUAACUCCUUGGGUACAUCAGUAAAGAGUAAUAUGGUGUCCCAUCCCAAACUUGUCAAAUAUGCAAUAAGACCAUAAUAAAUUGAUGAAAGUACUUUGAGCUCAUUUUUACAUGAAAACAAAUGGUAAACAUUAAUCUGCAAUUCACUUUUGUAACAUGGUCUCUGGGUGACAGAAAGUGCUGAUGUGUAUGUACAAGUAUAGUUUUGAACUAUUACAUAGCCUCGUGAUGGGGUAUGUGCACUACCGUACUCAUUCGCUAAAUUUAUCUGUAAAUUGGUGAUUAGUUGCAAGUUACUUUGUGACCCGAUUAUGCACAUUUCGAUUUGCGGGACACUCCACCAAGGGUUACCAAUUGACAAAGUAAAGGUCACAUACCUUUCUCACCAUGUCAUCGCAUUUCUGCUACACACCAGUGAUUGCAAGCACAGUCAGUGCUUACAUGUAUGCCCUAUGUACUGUACUUAAUUACCUCAGGAGACCUGGAGAUUGUGGUCUUUGCCAUAGUUAUCUCCCCUUGUCCAUCUUCACUGGAUAGAAGUUUGUGUCAAGCAUUUUCGUUUUUUUACAUAAUUCAGUAUUGAUUUGUCUAAUGGUGUUAAGGGAUUGAUUAGAAGUGAAUGAGUACAAUGCGUACAGUCCUCAAUAUGAUAUUGAUAAAGUAAGGUAAGACCUGAUUCACUUUACAAGUGAUUAAUCAUUUUUAAUGAAAUUGGUCCUACAAUUUAUGGGUUUAUUAAAUCGUGUGUCUUUGCAUGAACAUUUUAUUUAUUGGGGAUCAUGAACAGGAGGGAUUUGAAUUGUUCACGGUUGAUAAGUGUUGAAUUUAGAGCAUCCCUUUACAUAGAAAUUAAGGACUCGCAUUCCUAAUCACAUAGAUCAGCAACUCAUUUUUGACAUAGCUGUAGCUAUAGAUAACUUUAUACAGAGAUCUCUAGGUAUAAAUAUAUAUAUGGCAAUAUGUAACAGUUUAGAUAAACUAAUAUGUAUGUAUUUAGCACAGUCAUGUGUCUUUUAUUGUAUGGGUGGUAACUGGAUGCAAGGCAGAUGUUCAUAUCAGCUUCACAAUACAGAAUAUCUUGGUUGUUAGUGUAUGAUAACAUGUAUGUCAGCAGAAUAAAUUUCUACCGGUA
Messenger RNA from Haliotis rufescens (red abalone), 6854 nucleotides. Its product is annotated as acetyl-coenzyme A synthetase, cytoplasmic-like. The record is from RefSeq and is a predicted model, not a curated record. Gene Ontology annotation, molecular function: AMP binding; acetyl-CoA synthetase activity. The transcript is spliced from 16 exons. NCBI's taxonomy places the organism in Eukaryota, Metazoa, Mollusca, Gastropoda, Lepetellida, Haliotidae. Bases 22 to 2085 code for a protein of 687 amino acids.